CGUUUUGACAUAAUCAACUGACGAAAGCGUGGUCAGAUCGGGAUUUCGAUUUUGAACAGACCAUCAAGACGCUAAGCUGGCAAAAGAGCUUUGAGACUGAGUCCUUCCCGCCCGAGGAUAGAAUGUGAAUCAAUAAUGAAUGCGCCUAGGAACUACGAUUCUGAAGAGGCGUAGUUCCCCUCUUUCGUUUGCUUCCGGUUCAUGGAAGAUGGGGUAAGGCUCGGGCAAGGACAAGUGAAGGAAGCGCAGCAACGAUGACUGAUUUUCUGAGACUUUCGCGCAAAAACAGAGAUAAGAAAAGAAGAAAAAAAACAAAAACCAACCCAAAGAAAUAUUCCACGUCUUCCCCCUCAAAGAAUUGAAAGACUGGUAGAGAGAGUUCACAAGUUGUUGUGGAAGAAAGAAAGACCAUUCUUAUACUCGAUACUUCCCUCCAUUAUUCUAGUCCUCACCUGCUCUCAAAAUUGGCAUUUCUUUCGGAUAUAAGAAUAAAUUAACAUAUUGAAAAAAAGAAUAGAGAAAUGGGGCGUAUUCCAUGCUGUGAGAAGGACAACGUGAAAAGAGGACAGUGGACACCUGAGGAAGAUAACAAGCUCUCCUCCUACAUUGCUCAACAUGGCACUCGCAACUGGCGUCUCAUCCCCAAGAAUGCUGGCCUCCAGAGAUGUGGAAAGAGCUGCAGGCUAAGGUGGACUAAUUACCUUCGUCCUGAUUUUAAACAUGGUCAAUUCUCGGAUUCAGAAGAGCAAACCAUUGUGAAGCUUCAUUCAGUUUUUGGUAACAGAUGGUCACUGAUAGCAGCCCAGCUGCCAGGACGCACUGACAAUGAUGUCAAAAACCACUGGAACACCAAGCUGAAAAAGAAACUGUCAGGCAUGGGUAUAGACCCUGUCACCCACAAGCCAUUCUCCCAUCUAAUGGCUGAAAUUGCUACAACAUUGGCACCCCCACAGGCAGCUCACCUAGCUGAAGCAGCCAAGGGCUGCUUCAAAGAUGAGGUGCUCCACCUUCUUACCAAGAAGCCAAUUAACUUCCAGGGCCAACAUUCCACUGCAGCACUGGGAAAUAACAUCACCAAUUACAUUAACUGUAAGCCAGAAGAAAAGGACGACACUGUUGAGAAGAUUUAGCUUGACCUAUUUUGAUAGAUCCUUGUCAGAAGCCCCUAUCUUAUAGGACUCAAAAUGAUUUCUCUCAAAAUCAAGUAACAGUCGUUUGUUUUAGUUGUUCAGUAGUAAACUGGAAUUC
Messenger RNA from Cajanus cajan (pigeon pea), 1248 nucleotides. The record is from RefSeq and is a predicted model, not a curated record. Lineage: Eukaryota; Viridiplantae; Streptophyta; Magnoliopsida; Fabales; Fabaceae.